This is a messenger RNA of Staurois parvus, 1749 nucleotides long. The record is from the annotation of a GenBank genome assembly. NCBI's taxonomy places the organism in Eukaryota, Metazoa, Chordata, Amphibia, Anura, Ranidae.
CAGGCCAAAGUUUUGUAUGAUUUUGUGGCGGAACCUGGAAAUAAUGAGCUGACUGUGAAAGAAGGAGAAAUCAUUUCAAUAACCAAUAAGGAUGUCGGCGGAGGAUGGAUUGAAGUAAAGAAUAAUCAUGGUGACAGAGGACUUGUACCAACAGACUAUGUAGAGAUAAUGUCUGAUGAAGCUGCUUCUAGCAAUACACCUGCAGAUUUGUCUUUCUUUGAUUCACUUUCUGCCAUCACUGCUCAGGCUGCCAGUAUCAACAAUGGUGAACAGGCCAAAAGCACAAGUGACCCUUGGUCAAGCUGGAAUGCACCUAAACCACCUACAUCCUCUGACAGUGCAAACGAUCCUUGGGGCACAAACCAGAAAAAUUCGACAUCAGACAACUGGGAUUCUGCGUUUGGACAUCCACAGGCUUACCAAGGCCCAGCUGUUGAUGAUGAUGAGUGGGAUGAUGACUGGGACGAUCCCAAAUCCUCUCCUCCUGGGUUCCUUGGCUACAAAGAUUCGGAGACCUCUGACCCUGGAGCAGCUCAACGGGGAACAGGAAGACCGACCUCCAUGAGGAUACCUCUUAACAAAUUUCCUGGCUUUGGAAAAUCAGGAGUUGAACAGUAUCUGUUAUCUAAACAGACAGCAAAACCCAAAGAGAAAAUCUCCAUUAUUAUUGGAGAUUAUGGGCCAAUGUGGGUCUACCCAACCGCAACAUUCGACUGCAUUGUGGCUGAUCCUAAGAAGGGAUCCAAAAUGUACGGCCUGAAGAGCUAUAUUGAAUACCAGCUAACAACAACAAACACAAAUCGUUCCGUUAACCACAGAUAUAAGCAUUUUGAUUGGCUAUACGAGCGUCUUCUAGUGAAGUUUGGACUAGCCAUUCCCAUUCCUUCUCUUCCAGAUAAACAAGUUACAGGUCGUUUUGAGGAAGAAUUUAUAAAGAUGCGUAUGGAGAGAUUACAAGCAUGGAUGUCUCGAAUGUGCCGCCAUCCUGUUAUAUCAGAGAGUGAUGUUUUCCAGCAAUUUCUUAAUUUUCGAGAUGAAAAGGAAUGGAAGACUGGCAAGAGGAAAGCAGAAAAGGAUGAACUGGUUGGCAGUAUGAUAUUUUCCACAAUGGAACCAGAAGCUCCUGAACUGGACAUGAUAGAAGUAGAACAGAAGUGUGAAGCAGUCAGCAGGUUCACCAGAGCCAUGGAUGAUGGUGUGAAGGAUUUGCUCAACGUGGGCCAGGAGCACUGGAAACGAUGCACAGGACCACUACCAAAGGAAUAUCAGAAGAUAGGAAAAGCUUUGCAGAAUUUGUCAAUGGUUUUCAGUUCCAGUGGCUAUCAAGGUGAAACGGAUUUAAACAGUGCUAUCACAGAAGCAGGGAAAACAUAUGAAGCAAUAGCCACCUUGGUGGAAGAGCAGCCAAAGAAAGAUCUCCAUUACCUGAUGGAAACCAAUCACGAGUACAAAGGCUUUCUGAGCUGCUUUCCAGACAUUAUUUCUGCUCACAAGGCAGCCAUUGACAAGAUAAAGGAAAGUGAUAAAUUGGUGGCUACUAGUAAAAUAACACAACAGGACAAGACAAACAUGGUGAAGCGAGUAAGCACAAUGUCGUAUGCACUUCAAGCUGAAAUGAAUCAUUUCCACUCCAAUCGAAUUUACGAUUACAACAGUGUCGUUCGCCUGUACCUGGAGCAGCAAGUACAGUUUUAUGAAACCAUUGCUGAAAAACUGAAGCAGGCACUAAGCCGUUUCCCCGUCAUGUAA